This is a messenger RNA of Penicillium brasilianum, 1539 nucleotides long. NCBI's taxonomy places the organism in Eukaryota, Fungi, Ascomycota, Eurotiomycetes, Eurotiales, Aspergillaceae. The record is from the annotation of a GenBank genome assembly.
AUGACGACACCCGAAGAACAAACAAACACUUCCACAACUGUGUUUGAUCUCGAGAAGCUUGGAAAAGAGCGUCCGCAGACCUUCUCAGGGACAUGGCCUGAGCUUGCCUUUUGUUUCUCAAUUUUCAUGUCCCAAAUACUAGCAGAAUUCUAUAUCACAGGAUCCAAUCUCCUUCUUCCAACCCUCGUAAAAGAAAUCGGUAUCCCCGCCGCCUCAACAAUAUGGCCCACCACUGCCCUUUCUCUAGCCGUCACCUCAACGCUCCUCAUCUUCGGUCGCUUGACUGACAUGUACGGUGGCUAUGCCAUCUACAACGGCGGUGCCAUUUGGCUGACUAUCUCCUCAAUCCUCUGUGGUGUCUCUCAGACAUGGUUGAUGUUGAUCGUUUGUCGGGCCCUGCAAGGCCUAGCUUUAGGAGCUCUACUUCCAUCCGGAAUGAUGAUUUUGGGAAGUACAUACCGCCCAGGUCCGCGCAAGAACCAAGUCUUCAGCAUUUACGGGGCCUGUGCUGCGUUGGGCUUUUUUGCUGGAUUUUUUGUCUCUGGAAUCUGUGGCCAGUAUCUGAGUUGGAGAUGGUACUUCUUCAUCGGCGCUAUUCUGUCGGCGAUCAUGGCCGUGUCCUCGAUUUUUUACGUGCCGCGUGACUACGCAGAGAAGCAGAAGCUUGGUAUAAAUAUGGAUUGGGUCGGAUUUGGCCUAUCUAUCUCGGGAGCAACGCUGUUUGUUUUCGCUAUUGCGGAUAGCUCAUACGCCCCGCAGGGCUGGAGAACACCGUAUAUCCCGGUACUCUUUACUAUUGGUGCCAUCUUGCUUGGAGUCAUGGUUUAUCUCGAAGGGUGGGUUAUCAAAAAUCCGUUGCUUCCCGGGGACAUAUUUCGAGUCAAAUUCAUGACCCCCUUGGUGCUGGCAUUGCUAUGUCUAUACGGAAGCCUAGGGAUAUUCCUCCUCUACGGAGUUUUAUACAUGUCAAGUUUUAUGGGUGCCACUCCGCUUCAAAUCGUUGCCUGGACGGUGCCAAUGGCAGUUGGUGGUCUCAUUCUGUCUGUGACGGGAGGCCUUAUCCUCCAUAGAGUAUCCGGAACAAUUCUCAUGAUUAUUUCAUGCCUCGGAUACGUCGGGUCGGGCCUAUUGUUUGCCGUCAUACCCCUUGGCGGAAAUUAUUGGGCUUACGUCUUCCCGGCAAUGCUUUGCGGCACUAUCGCUAUCGAUAUCAGCUUUAAUCUUGCAAAUAUCUUUAUAACGACUAGCAUGCCAAAAGCUAAGCAGGGCCUGGCUGGUGCUCUGAUCUACUGUACCAUGCAUAUGGGCAUUGCUGUCAUGCUUGGAUUUGCAGAUAUUGUUGAAACCCAAAUGAAGCAUCUUGGCGAGCGAAAUAGUUACAAGGCGGUGUUCUGGUUCCAGACUGGACUGUGUAUCCUUGGGCUUCUGAUUGUGUUGGGGUUUGUGCGGAUUCGCCAUGCUAAAAGCGAGUUGACGGCGGAUGAAAAAGAGACCAUGGAGACGGAGAAUGCCGCUACAAAGCAUGCUGAAGAAGUUUAG